AUGAGUGAGAUGGAAUUCUUCAGGUACCUUUGCCUCACAAGGAAAUCUUUUGACGACACCUUGGACUUGAUACACAAGGCUUAUGGAAUUCCUGGUGUGGUGGGGGCUGUGGAUGGCUGCCACAUUCACAUCAAAGCUCCAUCAGCCACUCAGGCUGAUUUCAUUGACAGGACUCAGAGGUAUAGUGUUAUUCUUCUUGCAGUUAGCUUGCCUAAUAAACGUUUUUCCUAUAUUCAAGGGGGCUUCCCGGGAUCUUCCCAUGAUAGCCGAGUGCUAAACUCAUGUUCACUUUUUCAGAAAAUAGAAAACAGUGAUCGUAAUUAUUUCCCAUCACCACAAUAUCAUAUUGUUGGAGACUCUGCCUUUGGACUCCAAAAGCAUUUAAUGGUACCUUUUAAGAACACUGGAAACUUGUCACCUGCAGAGAUUAAUUUCAGUACAAAACUGUCCAGAGCAAGAGUUACCAUUGAAAAUGCUAUUGGUUUUCUGAAGGGUAGGUUUCGACGAUUAAAGUAUGUCGAUGAUGAUGUAGCGCGGAUACCGAAAAUCAUAAAAGCAUGUUGUGUUCUUCACAACAUCUCAAUAACUCAGCCUGAUAAAGUUGACAUCCUUGAGAGGGAAGGGCUGGUGGAUGAUACUGCUGAGCACUUCAGUUCUUCACUGUCAUCAGCCCUGCCACGAAAUAUGGCUGGUGUGCAUAAAAGACCGGCAUUGGUGCGCAUGCUACAAGGUUAUUGAAUAGCUGAAUGGUAAUGAGUGGCAGUUAAACACAAAAAGUGAAGGCAACAAGCAAAAGGACUUUUUAGGGUUUCAGCUGUGAAUGCCUAUUUUUCAGUAACAAUAACAUACCUACUGUGAUCAAAAGCAGAAACAUGGGCUCUAAGUAGAAAAUUCAAGUGAUCGCAGAAUGCUGAGGUAUAUGACAGGGAUCAGGUGGCAGGACAGGGGGUCCAGUGCAGAUGUAGCUAACAUGUGGUGUAGAUGAUUUGGAAUCAAUGCUCAGAAGGGAAAGACUGCAUUGGUUUGGACAUGUUAAGAAAGCAGGAGAGGAUAUGGUGUUGGAGACUUUGGAGACAUUGGAGGUGGAAGGAAGGAGACCAGUUGGUAGACCCUGGAAAACACGUGUGUAUACAGGAAGACUUGGCAUUGCUGGGAAUGGAUGAGCAUGGGGCAGAGACAGAGUAGAAUGGAGGAGAGCCAUAAAG
Molecule: messenger RNA, 1205 nt
Organism: Scylla paramamosain (green mud crab)
Lineage: Eukaryota; Metazoa; Arthropoda; Malacostraca; Decapoda; Portunidae
Exons: 2
Coding region: 1-738 (245 amino acids)
Source: RefSeq, a predicted model, not a curated record